This is a messenger RNA of Schizosaccharomyces osmophilus, 1752 nucleotides long. Its product is annotated as esterase/lipase, implicated in fatty acid biosynthetic process. NCBI's taxonomy places the organism in Eukaryota, Fungi, Ascomycota, Schizosaccharomycetes, Schizosaccharomycetales, Schizosaccharomycetaceae. The record is from RefSeq and is a predicted model, not a curated record. The transcript has a single exon. The coding region runs from base 1 to 1752 and encodes 583 amino acids. Gene Ontology annotation, molecular function: hydrolase activity.
AUGUUUAAAAGUGAACAGCUUUUUUUAGAAUCCCUGAAUGAUGGAGUACUGAAGGCUUUUCAAUAUUGUUUUCGGUUCUUAAGACAUGGACAGAAAAAAACUUUUAUGCUCGGUUUAUCCACUUCUAUUAUUAAAGAGUUUCUAGUUGAUUCUAGGAAUUACCCUGUGGAAACUGUACAAAAGCUUUGCUCCUCGAAUAUGGCGGACGAGCUAAAAUACAAAAUUCGACCUGUGCAUAUAGACGUCCAAGCAGAAGACGAGUCGGCAAGCUAUAUUAGAAGUUAUCUAGGAAAAGAAGGAUUGAAAUCGUUUGGAGGUUCUCACUGGUGGCUAUAUCGUAACAGCCCAUUGAAAGCAUGGUGGUUUAAAAAAAAACAACCAACGCAACAUCUGUCCAGAGAUGAGAAAAUAAUUUUUUACGUACAUGGUGGUGCCCAUUACUUGAGCACGGUACGAACGAAUGCUUAUCACAUUCAAAAGCACACUUCUGCCCUUGGAGUCCGAACAUUUGCUCCUGAGAUACGUUUGGCACCUCAAUUUCCAGCUCCCUGCUCAUUACAUGAUAUCCUAUCUAGCUAUUUAUAUCUAAUACGAAAGCAUGACCCAAAAAACAUUAUAUUUAUUGGAGAUUCCUCUGGUGCCAGCCUUAUUCUUUCUCUUUUGAUUUUAAUGCGAGAUUGCAACAUCCCUUUACCUGCUGGGACUGUCUUGAAUUCUCCAUGGGUUGAUUUAACCCAUAGCCUUCCUUCGAUAGUUGAUGAUUAUUCCACUGACUACAUACCCCCGGAAGGAUUCCAUCAUCGUGCAAGUAGAUACUGGCCUGUUGCAAACGUGGAUACAUUAUUUGCUAGCACAACAUCGUCCAUGAAGAACUUAUCAAAGGAAGAAUUAUGUAAAAUAAUAUCUGAAAGAAUGCAGCAUCAAGUAGAGAAAAUAAAGUCUGUUAUUCCUGCAUUUCGAAAGCUAGGCAAGGAAAACGGACGGAUGUCCUACAGAGAUGCACAGGAUCGUUUGGAUCCAAAUUUUUUCUACACAUUUCCCUUUCAAGUUCAAUUUUACGCUCCUAACCAUCUAUUAACCCAUCCUUUGGUUAGUCCUUUGUUUACGGAAAACUUAGGCGGUCUUCCUCCAACGUUGGUCUUGGGAGGCGCUUCCGAAAGACUUCGAGAUGAAAUUGUUUAUAUUGCACAUAGGAUGGCAAAAGAUGUGUAUAAUGGGGAAAAGACAAAAGUUCAAUUAGAGCUGUACGACUCUUGCUGUCAUGUGGUAACUGCUUUACCCUUUGUCAGUGAAGCCCACAUCAUGGCUCGACGUAUAGCCAAUUUUUCUUAUUGGUGUUUAAAGCGAGAAGACAACAGCUUCGUUUCUCGCAAUAAACACAUUACCGGCGAACUUCCUUCUUCAUUAGAUGAGAUGGUCCGUCUUCGAAUUUCGCGCGACGGAAAGGAGCGGCCAAUGGAGUCAGAAUCUGAAAUGCCAAGCCUUCGAAUUUCAAGGGAAGUACUUGGUACAAUACAAAUAGAAGCUUUAUGCAGAUGGAUAGAUGUUGAUUUUGAAAUUUUAUCUAAGGAUGGUGCGAAAGCUGCGAAGCUUUUUGGUGAAUUUAAGCAUGCUGAAAUUCAUGGCUACCUAGAAAAGCCGGAAUAUUUUAUCCAGGAAGGUGAGAAUCCCCCGAUAUCUGCGGUGGUAGCGAAUUCUAAAAUACACCCUCAAGACUCUAGCAAAGGAAGUUUCUUCGAGAGCUGUUUAUAG